Microcebus murinus (gray mouse lemur) is the source of this 2011-nucleotide messenger RNA. Lineage: Eukaryota; Metazoa; Chordata; Mammalia; Primates; Cheirogaleidae. The record is from RefSeq and is a predicted model, not a curated record.
AGCGCAGGGCCCCUGUAGGGAGCGAGGUGUGGGAGGGGACAGUUUCCGGAUCCAAGGAGUGAUCGCCCUGCCUGGGUUCCUGGCCAUGCUCGCCUGGAGGCUGGGCCGAGGUGCGGAAGCGAAGUAGGCUCGAGGUCUUGCUCUCAGGGACCCAAGGUUUGGGAUCCUGAGCUCGGUGUUCUUCGUUCUCCGCCCCUCAUUCCACUCCCUUUCCGGAACCCAGGCCUUCCGUCUUCCUGCUCACUCCCCACCCCCCUAUCUUAGCCGCCCAGAGCUCCCUUGUGCCCCUCUGUUCUCUUCCUUCCCCACCACCAAGAAAACAGCAACAACAAAAAAACCUUAGUUCUCCUGAAUUCUGAUUUUUAGCCUACUAAUCUAGUACUGUUCCAUCCACCCAGGGAUAUCAGCCCAGGUAAAGUCCAUGGAGAGGACUGCUGGGAGAAGGAAAUAACUCCAGGAUAUGGCCCAGACCCCUGGAACUGGGAAGCAGGGGUACAGGGGGUGGUGAGGGCUCAGCACUCCAUCCCGCUUCCCCUAGCUUGCUCUUUGUUCUACAAACAUUCCCUAGAGGAGCCCUUUGGGUGGCAUGCCCUGAGGGACUGAAAGGGACAUUGGUCACCUGGUGUCUGGCCUGGAGGCACCUUAAAAGGAAGAAAAGUUAAGAGAAGAAUGUCAGGGGCCCAAAAUGCUGGCUGGCUGAAAAGAGAAUGGUGGAAUUUGGACAUCUCAGUCCCAUGUGUGGCAUUAGACAUACGCAAUGCGGAGAAGGAUACCCCUGGGCACAGGACUGGAGCUGGAGGCCGAUGCGAUUCAUGCUGCUAUUCAGCCGGCAGGGAAAACUGCGGCUGCAAAAAUGGUACCUGGCUACUUCAGACAAGGAGCGAAAGAAGAUGGUUCGGGAGCUGAUGCAGGUUGUUCUGGCUCGCAAGCCCAAGAUGUGCAGCUUCCUGGAGUGGAGGGACCUCAAGGUUGUCUAUAAGAGAUACGCCAGUCUCUACUUCUGCUGCGCCAUCGAGGGCCAGGACAAUGAGCUCAUCACGCUGGAGUUGAUCCACCGAUAUGUGGAGCUCUUGGACAAAUACUUUGGCAGUGUGUGUGAGCUGGACAUCAUCUUCAACUUUGAGAAGGCCUACUUCAUCUUGGAUGAGUUUUUGAUGGGGGGGGAUGUCCAGGACACCUCCAAGAAGAGUGUGCUGAAGGCCAUCGAGCAGGCAGACCUGCUGCAGGAGGAGGAUGAGUCGCCACGCAGUGUGCUGGAGGAGAUGGGUCUGGCAUAGUCCGGCCGCCCGGCUGGGCGUGGAGCUGGGAGCUGGUGGGGAGCAGGGCGUGAGUGGCUGCUUCUCGUCUCGCCCAGGGCCCUUUUCUCUGUGGGACCCGGCUGCUCCUCUGCUGCCUCACCUUCCUCUGGAGUGAGCUGUGGGCUCCGCUGGCCCUAGAAACAUUCCCUCCUGCCACCCCUACCUCCUGUUUCCCCUUUGCCAGUGAAGGUUCUAGGAACUAGGAGACAGGAAAAUGUGACCAAGACAGGGGUGCUAUUUGGCUUUCAUUCCCUGCCUUUGAAGAACCAAUGUUCCCCCUGAUGUCCUCCCCUCCCUAUAACUGUAAAUAUAUAAAUACGUCAGGUUAAAGGGAAAAGGUUUUCAGGGCUCUUCUCUUCCCUGUGCCCAUGACCUACCUCCACCCUUCCCCAUCCAGCCAGGCCAGCUCCUCUGCCUGGGAGGGGGUUCCCUGUAGUGAGAGGGAAGGCCUUUGCCCUCCCCUGCCCACUCCUCCUCCUUGGCUGUAGUGGAGCCUCUGUCCAGUGCCAGGGGAGGAACAACAUAGUUAAUUUUUUUCUAACCUUGCCACUUUGAGGUAAUGAAGGGUUGGGAGAGGGGCGGGCUUGGUGGGAGCUGGCCCUGUCCCUCCUUCACUCCAGUUCUGGGCGAGGCAGGACCUGGGGGAGGGCGGAGGUAUGUGUGUCUGCCUUUAUUUCCUUUCUUCUGAAAUAAAAGGAAAAGCAUUUCUGGAC